AUGUCAUUCACCACCAAAAACACUCCGCCAUCCUGCACACUGGCGCCUUCUCCCCGCAUCCUCGCCUUCCUCGCCAGUAAAGGGCGCCUGCCCGUGCAUGCGAAGCCCGUCCUGGCCCUUGUCGUCUGCCCGCAGAGAGACAAAUACCCGCCCAUGCCUGAGGACAAAUUUCCGUGGAAGGAGCCCCCGGCCGUGGCCAUCACGCCCUGCGAUCCAUGGCCGCCGCCAUACUACCUCGAAGACAACCUGCGCAAGGUCACGCCGUACCACUACACGUACAACACAUUCUGCAAACAGAGAUGGCGCGACAGAGAGAUCCUCGACAUUUUCGCGAGCGAGUUCAGGGACAGGCCAGCGGAAUACUACGAGAACGCCAUCAUUGAGGGAAGAGUGGUGCUAAAUGGCAAGCAGGUGCCGUCGACUAAGACCCCUGUUAGGAAUGGGGAUGUUAUAUCGCAUACGCUGCACCGGCACGAGCCUCCAUGCAGCGCAAAGCCCAUUGGCAUCGUGCACGAGGACGACGAUCUGAUUGUUAUUGACAAGCCAGCGGGCGUGCCGGUGCAUCCUGCAGGACGAUACAACUUCAACUCGGUCAUUGAAAUUAUGAGGGCAGACAGGGGUUAUGGGUGGAACCCGCUGCCGUGCAAUCGCCUGGACAGGCUCACAAGCGGCAUCAUGUUCAUAGGGAAACACAGGCAGGCAGCUGAGGAUAUGAGCGCGCAGAUACGUGGGAGGACGGUCAAGAAGGAGUACAUCACGCGUGUGGUGGGCGAAUUCCCUGAAGGCGAGAUCAUCUGUGAGAAGCCCAUCCUCCAAAUCAGUCCAAAACUGGGCCUGAAUCGGGUGCGCGCAAAUGGAAAGGAAGCAAAGACAGUGUUCAAGCGACUUGCAUACUAUCCGCCCAAGGACGACAAAGAUGAAUCUGCAUCCGAGAACGGCGCAAACCACGAGGGCAUGGAGUGGAAGAAGAAGCGUGGCUACUCCAUUGUGCGCUGCAUGCCCAUAACCGGUCGCACGCACCAGCUCCGCGUUCAUCUUCAAUUCCUUGGGCACCCCAUCUCCAACGAUCCCAUAUACGCAAACCAGCGCGUCUUCGGUCCGUCGCUCGGCCAGGGUCAAUCGGAGGAUGAGAAUGAUGAUGACAUUAUGACUCGCCUCUCACGUAUGGGCAAGGAGGAAAUCGCAGACGCAGUAGCAUACCACGACGAGAUGGUGGAUGCAUACAACAAGAGAAAGGCCGAGAAGAUGACUGGCGAAACAUGCAGCGUCUGCGACACCCCACUGUACAGCGAUCCCGGCGUGCACGAGCUGGGCAUCUAUUUGCAUGCCAGGAGGUACCGCUGCGAAGAGGGCAAGUGGGACUACGAGACUGGCUUGCCAGAUUGGGCUCUACCACCACCAGGGUACGAAGGCGCUACAGAACCGACGCAGGAGUCAGAUCCGCUUACCGUCGAUCUUAAGAAGCUUGGUCUUGAAGACGACGGAGAUAAAGGAGAUGCAAAGAACGGAACGCUGCAAGGUACAAGCAAUGGGGUUGAAGAGAUCGGUCCUCCGGUCGCCGCCGCCGCCGCCGCCGGGGCUUGA
Messenger RNA from Didymosphaeria variabile, 1584 nucleotides. RefSeq names its product DRAP deaminase (gene RIB2). Gene Ontology annotation, biological process: pseudouridine synthesis. NCBI's taxonomy places the organism in Eukaryota, Fungi, Ascomycota, Dothideomycetes, Pleosporales, Didymosphaeriaceae. The coding region runs from base 1 to 1584 and encodes 527 amino acids. The record is from RefSeq and is a predicted model, not a curated record. The transcript is spliced from 2 exons. Gene Ontology annotation, molecular function: pseudouridine synthase activity; RNA binding.